Molecule: messenger RNA, 633 nt
Organism: Lottia gigantea (owl limpet)
Lineage: Eukaryota; Metazoa; Mollusca; Gastropoda; Lottiidae
Exons: 1
Coding region: 1-633 (210 amino acids)
Source: RefSeq, a predicted model, not a curated record
AUGCCUUUAGGCAAUUCAAGGACUAGGCUUCUACUGGCAGAUUUAGACAUUCCCCCACCAGCUGAAAGUGGUAUGUCCAAGUUAUCCAGUUAUGUGAGUUCAAAGACAACUGACUUGAACAAUGAAAGCAUGAGAACUAAGGUGGAAGAGGUGAACAAUGAAAGCAUGAGAACUAAGGUGGAAGAGGUGAACAAUGAAAGCAUGAGAACUAAGGUGGAAGAGGUGAAAAAUGUCAAUAGACGAAGAGGUGCCUCCAACCCUAACGUGAUAAAUGUGGCUUUGGAUGGCCGGUACAAUUGUCUGACCAUAGGACACAGCAAGAAACCCAGACAAGGAGCAUCCCAAUCAAUCGGCAUUGCUUGUGAGACAAACACAGAUAAGAAAUAUAUCAUAAGUGCUGUGUUGCAAAAUAAACUUUGUUGGACUGGAGCGUGGCUAAGAAACACAGGCAUUACUGUCAACUGUCCAGGACACGAGGGAUGCACAGCAAAUCUGACAAGACAUGCACCUUUAUCUGAGAGAGAAAUGGGUAGAAUAAUUGGUGAAGAUUUAUCUAUUCAAGGGGUGCUCAUCAAGUUUGCCACAACAGACGGAGAUUCAACGUCAGCUACCAGAAUUGAAGAGGCAAUGUGA